Molecule: messenger RNA, 4050 nt
Organism: Saccostrea cuccullata (small rock oyster)
Lineage: Eukaryota; Metazoa; Mollusca; Bivalvia; Ostreida; Ostreidae
Product: transient receptor potential cation channel subfamily M member 2-like
Exons: 17
Coding region: 31-2670 (879 amino acids)
Biological process (GO): monoatomic cation transmembrane transport; metal ion transport
Cellular component (GO): plasma membrane
Molecular function (GO): monoatomic cation channel activity
Source: RefSeq, a predicted model, not a curated record
AUAAAUCUGAUUUUUUUUUCAAUAAUAGCUAUGCACAUACCGAUCGUCAUAAUCCUAGUAGAGGGGGGUUUGGAUGACAUCAAACAUGCUGCUGACGCUGUGCAUGAAAAGGUUCCUGUCAUUGUAAUCAAGGGUUCCGGAAAAGCCGCAGACAUCAUUCUGGACUAUUUCCAUGACGAAAGCAAUCUUCGGAGCCAGGCUGCACUUCUAUUUGGACUCAAGUUCAAUGACAUUCAUUUUAUGGAUUUACAGGAAAGCCUCGAUAAAUUGAAAAAAAGACGUUGGAUGGUUAGCCAUUUCGAUACAGAGCAUGAUGAUCCCUUGAUUUUACCGAAGCUUGUUGGCGAGGCGGUUGUAAGAGGGUGGGCCCUGGAAGAUGUACACAGUACAGAUGCAUUAAAAGAAAACCCUUCCUAUCCAGGCCCAGAAGCUAUGUAUAGCCUAAACCAGACAAACAAGGCAGAAAAAGUGACCAGACCCGUCAUUUCCUUAAGUAUUGAAGCUAACGGAAACAAGAAUAAGACCAUUGAAGAAUUACUUGAGUCUUUCCGUACAGAGGGAUACGUCGUAGAUUCUAAAUUAACCUCGCCACCCUCACUUCCGCUUUAUUUCUACGUUGGAUAUCAAGUGUUGCAGGAACAUAAUCUGCUGAAUGAAUGUGGUCGUAUGUUACUGCUUGAGGCUCUGAAAUUCAAUCGAACCGAUUAUGUGAAAGUUCUCAUGGAUCAUGGUGUAAUGGUCAGGAGGAAAGAUGUACAAACUCUUUACAAAACCACGAUACUUUGUACCAAGCAUUCCGAAGACAUCGAGAGCUGUGAUUGUUUAGGAAUGAUGUGGCUGAUGAAGUCAAUCAACAGAAAGAAAACCAAAAAAUGUUUCAAGAAAAAAAAGGCGAGGAAGGCAAUUAAGGCUCCGAAGACCAUUUGCAGAGAACUUCUCGAUUAUAAGAAAACGGAGGAGAAUAAGGAGGAUAAGAAAAAGAAGAAGAAAGAGAAGAAGAAGAAGAGGAAGGAGAAGAAGAAGAAGAAGAGGAAGGAGAAGAAAUCUCAAAUUAAACCAGAGACGAGCAGUGAGGACGAAGAUAGUGACGAAGAGGAUUAUGAACCAGCCGAACUGGAAGAUAUACUUCUGUGGGCUUUAUACGCCAAUAGACCAGAGAUUGCUGAAACAGUUUGGCUAAGAGGAGAACACCAACUCAUGACUGGUUUGGUUUGCUAUGAAGCAUUACGGAAAUUGUCGGAGGAAGCUAGUGACGUAAAGGAGCAAAAUUUUUCAAAAACAUUGCUGGAUCAUGCACAACUAUUUUACAAGAGAACCCUAGAGCUUCUUGACUCCAUGUAUGAAACUGAUUCCAAGAAAACGUUAGAGCUUCUGGACGACCCAGUCACUAUUUGGGGAAUAACAAGCAAUCCACUGACUUUUGCAUACGAAAAUUUUAUGUACGAGUUUAUUGCGAAGCCUGCCAGUCAGAAACAUCUGAACAAAACCUGGUACAAUGAUCAAGCACCACACUUUAUCCCUUGUAUAAAGUCCAUAUGCCAAAAACCCUGCAAUAUUGGCGAUGUCUUGCGUUCCCCAUUGGCAAAAUAUAUCUUUAACUAUGUUCUAUUUUUGACUAUGCUGGUCAGCUAUAGUGCCUUUGUUUCUACCAGUAUUAGUACUAGAUACUAUACAAGGGUCCUGGCAAGAGCGUUUGAGUAUUACGUGUACUUCUGGGGAUUUGGUGACCUGUUAGAAGAACUGUUCUCAUGUUUUGGAAUUUUCCACCAAAGUGGUAUAGUAGGAAAAUCAAAUCGUAGUAAACGGACGAUAAUUUGGAGAUAUUUAAACAAUUUCUGGAAUAUAGUGGAUCUUUUGUCUUAUGCACUCUUGAUUAUAGCUCUAUUUGUGCGACAUAUGCAUCCAUCUACAACAUUCACAGUUGCUCGUAGGAUGUUUUCCUUAUCGCUACUUAUUAUGUAUCUACGUUUUCUGGAAGCAUUUUUGAUGGUUAGGACGCUGGGGCCUACGCUAAUAAUGAUCAAGGAAAUGCUGAAGGACCUCUUUGCAUUCAUCAUCCUCCUCGCCGUGGUCAUCGUUGGUGUCGGUUUCUACUACCACGCCAACCUUUGGCCAGACCAUGUAUUCUUCUGGGCUGGAAGAUGGACAGACUGGAGGUUUUGGAAGGUCAUCUACUAUCCCUAUUGGCAGCUCUAUGGAGAAACAUUUAACGACUUCUUGCAAGGAAAUACAGGGCCCUGUGCAGAUGACUGUACAGCAAAUGAGACCAUAUGGUCGGACGCCUCAGAGGAAAGAUGUCCGCAGGAAGACUGGACUGUAGGAGCCGUGUCAGCUCUAUACAUGCUUUUCUCCAAUCUGUUGCUUGUUAACUUGGUUAUUGCUAUGUUCAGCUCUACAUACGAGAGAGUAACAGCUAAUGCUGAAAACCUUUGGCGAUUUGAACGUUACACCGUAAUUAUGAAUUACAAAUACCGAGUUCCUUCCCCUGUUAACCUGGUGUGGAACUUCGUGAGGAUAUACAGGGUCAUUGCAUGUUGUUCAUGCAACAAAGAUCGCUGUUGUUGUUGCUGCAGCGAAGAUAAGACCGAAAAAACGGACCCGGAAACGCUGAAAAAAUUCCAAAGAAUAAUGGCGCACAGAGUUUGUGAUAAACUGAAUUUGACGAAAUAGUUUCUUAAUUACUGUUUUGAAGUAGACUUCCUAUAAGAAAAAGAUUGCUGUGAUUGAAAACUGUGCUGGCAAAACAGAGUACUGUAUCGUAUGAUGUUUUAUUUGUUUUUGAGUGAUAACCUUGAUUCAACACUGUGUAUCAGUUUUUAUUUUCUCUCAAAUGUAUUUUAAGGAAUAGCGACAUUUCCUUUCUUUCAAAGAGGUGUUUUCAGAAGCUCCAGCUGCCUCAUUAAUUUAUAUUUAUUUCAUUAGUAUAAAGAAUAUUUUUUAUUUAUUACUUAAAGGUACUUGGACACAGAUUUGAAGUUAAUUUUAACUCUAUAAUAUGACGAAUUAUAUAUUUUAAUAGCAUUUCAUACAAAAAUUAAUUAAAAGUCUUACUUCAUUUCAAAGUUAUUAAAACUUCAGAUUUUUGGGUGGGUUUGAUUGACACGUCCCUGCACUUUCACAAGUUUUAAUUUUACACUUAAUACUUACGAAAAGUGGCAAUCUUUUUGUGUAUGAAUGAAAAAUAUUAAUACUAUAAUCCAGAAAAUUCAGAGUAGACAUGUUCGAAAGCAAAACAAACGCAAAUAUAUUCUCAGUCCGUGCAGUUGUGGUGAGCAGACUUUGACAAUUGAACGCACCCGGUGAAAUCAAAACAUCAACAAAAACGGAUCUCCUGCCUUGUUUACAAAAACUGUGUACAUAACACGAGUGUGAUCGAUUUGCACACAGGACUUAGCUCAGAAUGACGAUACUUGUGAAGGCGUUUUGCUUUCUAACAUUUCUACUCCGAAUAAAAUUAUUUUUCUGGAUUAAAGUUUUAAUAUUUCUCUUUAAAACACAACAAGAUUGCCUCUCUUCUGGAUGAUUAAGAAUAAAGUUAAAAUAUGUGAAAGUUCAAGGAUGUGUCAAUCAAGUUUUAAUAACUUUUAAAUGAAAUAAGAUUUUUAAUUAAUUUUUGUGUGAAAUGCUAAUAAAAUAUAUAAUUCGUCAUAUUAUACAGAAAAUAUUAACUUCAAAUCUAUGUCCAAGUACCUUUAAUGCCGUAUAUAUUUAUGUAUCAUUCUGAACAUAUCAUGUGCACACGUUUUAAGUAAAUAUGCAAAAACGCAUUUCAUGUGUAGAAGAAUUUUCAGUGGAAACAAAAAAAGAAAGUAUCAAAUGUCAAGAAGUAAAAAACCUUCUUUCAAAUUGUUAUGAUAUUUUUUUAGGAUACAGAGAAAUUGGAGAUUUUAGAAAAAUAUCCGGGACAAUUUGGUACCGUACUUCAAUGCAUACGUGUCAGUUUCCUUAAAAUGUUCCUGUUUUAUACAUGUUGUGGAACUAUUUUUAAAAUAACAUCAUUGUAAUGUAACCAUAACACAUUUCUUGAAAUUGAUUACGUUUUAUGCAUUA